UUGCCGGACCGAAGAGAUAGAAGUGUUACUACAGAGCUGCUGCUGGUGGAGGACAGUCUGGGAGCUGAGGAUAAUGCUCCAUCCCUCAGCGUACAGCAGCACACCGGACACCUUGUAAUUUCUUGUGGUGGCCUCUGUGAAGGAGGAGGGUCUUUAUUUUUGCAGCUGUGAUUGUCUUUUUUUUUUUUUUUUUUACCCUUUCCAUUACAUCUUCCUCGUUCCUAUUCACUCCUUAUCUCUCUGCAACUGGCAAUCGCUGGGCUCUCCCCCUCCUCUCUUUUCUACUUCUGUCCCCUUUUCCAGUGGAGGGAUUUCUGUAUUUCAUCAGGGAUUGUAGAAGACAUGUCUCUUUGGGAAUGAUGGUGUUGCCAACGGUAUCGCCCUCACUGUCGCAAUGACGAUGCCAUUUAGCCCCCUGUCCAGCGACGAGGAACAACAAAGGAUGCUGGGUAACAAUAGACAUCUUUAUCCUGGGGCAGAGGACGACGAAGAAGAGGAAGAAGAAGAGGAGGAAGAAAUGGAAGAAGAUGAGCGUGAUGAAGACAGGGAGGAGGAGGAAAAUGGUGAGCUAGAGGGGGAGGAGGAAGAUGAUGAGGAGUUGGUGGAAGAGGUCAGGCGAGGAGGCCUGUCUCGGAUGGGCAGGGGUGAGGCCCACAGGCAGUCUGGUAAAAUGGCUGGACGACCCACCGGGGACCGCCAGAUCCGGCCGGGAAACCCUGGACACACCUCAAACCCCUAUUCAUCCAAUCCUGGUCCCACACACCAAACGGGCAAUCAGAUACAGCAGCAGCAACAACAGAGGAGGCUGAAGGACCGCAGUGCCAGCUCAGUGCCAUCUGAAGACGCCCACAUCGCCAUGAUGGUGUUUCGCAUCGGCAUCCCAGACAUAAAGCAAACGAAAUGUUUGCGGUUUAACCCAGAUGCCACCGUGUGGAAGGCCAAACAGCAGGUGCUGUGCUCCCUGACUGAAUCUCUGCGAGAUGUCCUGAACUAUGGUCUGUUCCAACCUGCCACAGACGGCCAUGAUGCCAAGUUCCUGGAGGAGGAGAGGCUGCUCAGAGAGUACCCACAGUCCUUUGAAAAAGGGGUACCCUAUCUAGAGUUCCGAUAUAAAACCAGGGUUUACAAACAGACCAAUCUGGAUGAGAAGCAACUGGCCAAACUGCACACAAAGGCCAGCCUGAAGAAAUUUAUGGAUUACAUCCAAACCAGCACCGUAGACAAGAUGGCCAAGUUCUUAGACAAAGGCUUGGAUCCUAACUACCAGGAUGCUGAUACUGGUGAGACUCCUCUGUCCCUGGCAGUGCAGUGUGAGCCAGGUGGAGGUGAGGCCAUCCGGGUCCUGGUGGAUGGAGGGGCACAUAUCGACUUCCGUGCCAAAGAUGGACUCACACCGCUACACAAGGCUGUUCGAGGCCACCACCAUACAGCCCUGCUGGUGCUGUUGUCUUUGGGCGCAUCUCCAGACUACAAAGAUCGACGGGGGCUGACACCACUCUACCACACUGUGCUGACAGGGGGUGACACCUCCUGCUGUGAAACUCUGCUUUACCACCGCGCCAAAGUGGGCAUCAGGGACGAGAACGGCUGGGAUGAGACACAUCAGGCCUGUCAAAAUGGGAACUCACAACAUCUGGAGCACCUCCUUUUCUACGGGGCUGAUUCUUCUUCACAGAAUGCCUCUGGAAACACUGCCUUGCAUAUCUGUGCUUUAUACAACAAGGAAAGCUGUGCACGAAUUCUGCUUUACCGUGGAGCAAAUAAAGACACAAAGAAUAACAGUGGACAGACCCCCUUUCAGGUUGCUGUGAUGUCUGGCCAUUUUGAACUGGGAGAAAUUAUUAAAAACCACCGGGAUACAGAUGUGGUUCCCUUUGUGGAAUCUCCAAAGUACGCCCCUCAGAGGCGGGAGAGCACCCGGACACUGACAGUCCCCCACCCCCAUCCUUUCCUUCGGGCCAACAGUGACAGCAGUAUGAACUUGCCAGACUGGAUGGCAGUGCCCAAUGCACCAACCACCAACAUUGUCUCUGUGCAGGGCUAUAAACACACAGGAGCCCUGAGAAGCUCCAGCAGUCCCAGAGGAGCAAGGACACGCUCCCCAUCCCGAGGGAGAAUUGGAGAUAAGGAGGACCGGAGCAGGCAGAGUCGGAGACAGGGGCCUGCCCCCGCCACCACCACCGUACAAACUGCAGGCCAGAGGAGACGCCUGUACAGCGCCGUCCCGGGACGGGUCUUUGUAGCCACUCGAUCACACUCUGCACAGGGAGAGCGAGAAAUAAGCUUCAAUAAGGGAGACAGGGUCAAAGUGUUGAGUAUUGGCGAGGGCGGGUACUGGGAGGGGACGGUCAGAGGUCGCACAGGUUGGUUCCCCUCUGACUGUGUGGAGGAAGUGGUGCUUCGAAGCCAAGACAACCGAUCAGAGAGUCGUGGAGAACGAGCCAAAAGGUUGUUCCGCCAUUACACUGUGGGAUCCUACGACAGCUUUGAUGCUCCCACUGACUAUAUAAUCAAGGAGAAGACAGUGCUUCUGCAGAAAAAAGACAGUGAGGGAUUUGGCUUUGUGCUAAGAGGGGCCAAAGCUCAGACUCCCAUCGAAGAGUUUACUCCUACUCCAGCCUUCCCAGCCCUGCAGUACUUGGAGUCAGUGGAUGAGGGAGGCGUAGCCUGGAGAGCCGGUCUCAGGAUGGGAGAUUUUCUUAUAGAGGUCAAUGGUCAGAACGUAGUGAAGGUUGGUCACCGGCAGGUUGUCAACAUGAUCCGGCAGGGUGGCAACAGCCUCAUGGUCAAGGUUGUAAUGGUAACCCGCAACCCUGACAUGGAAGAUGGUGCAAGAAAGAAAAUCCCACAGCAGAGUAAAAGGCUGAGUACUCCAGCUAUCGCCCUUCGGUCCAAAUCAAUGACUUCAGAGCUGGAGGAGAUGGUGGAGAGAGCUGCUACCCCUUGGAAAAAAAAAUCAGAAUUCGAAUCCUCACAAGUUGCAGAGAAGAAGAGGACAGUUUAUCAGAUGGCUUUGAAUAAACUAGAUGAAAUUCUUGCAGCAGCUCAGCAGACAAUCAGCACCAAUGAGGCGCCAGGGACACGGGGACAGGGGCCAAAGAGAGACAGGGGAAGAAGUUUCUAUGGCAAUGAGCCGAACUACGGGGAUCAAUCUGGAAUGGGGAUGAUGUCAUCAGGGUUAGGCCUUGGCUAUGACCGUGGGUACACCUCAGGUCACGCCCCACAGCACGGUAUGCUGCGGCAGAAAUCCAUCGGUGUACCUGAGGAGGAGAAGCAGUUCCUGCAUCCUCCUACCAUGAAGUUUGCCCGGAGUCUGUCAGUGCCUGGCCCUGAUGACAUCCCUCCUCCUCCCACUACAGCUCCACCAGAUCCUCCGUUCUCCUCUGCUCCGCCACUUGGUUGGCGAGCGAAGUCAUCCCAGCAGCCCUCUGUUUCCGUGUCCCAGUCGACAUCCACCUCUGCACACUACCAGCCCUACUCCCAGUCAGUACACUUCGCCCAUGCUGGCAGGGAAAGGGCAGGUGCUCCCAGCAGUGGUCCUAGUGGUGGAGCAGCAGACCACACAUCGUAUGUACAUGCAGCUGCCCACACUGCUCAAAGCAGGACUGCUUCGCGAAAGGUUGCCCAUACUGGGGAGCCUGUUGGAGCUGGGAUGGGGGCUGUUUCGGGAGCUAAAGCAGCAGGUCUUAGGAGAGGCUACAGUACAGCUGUUCCCCCAUCCAGCAUUGCCACUGUAAUGCCCCAGCAACAACAGACUACCCAGAGUCAACCCCAGCGGGCAGACCGUAGUGCAGCUGCAGCAGCUGGUCCUAAAGGAGGGGCCAGGAGAGGUAAAGGCCCCCUGGUAAAGCAAUCUAAGGUAGAGGACCUGCGCAUAGGUCAGGGCACACUGGGGAGCAAAGACUCUGUGGAGAAAAGCUCCAUCCCUAUCCCCACCAUUAUCGUCAAAGCCCCUUCAACCAGCAGCAGUGGACGAAGCAGCCAGGGUAGCAGCGUGGAGGCUGAUGUUCCUGCAUCAGGGGAGGCAGAUGAAACAAAAAUACCCCAUGGUCCUCCACCUUCCACUCCUGCUCCUCAGCCUCCUGCUCCACCAUCUAUCCCAGCACCACCUCCUCCUUCCUUGCCUUCUAUUCGAGCCCAGGAUAAUCUGGAUUUUACCAGCCAGUUUGGGGCUGCAAUCGUUGGUGCAGCUCGCAGAGACAGGGAGAGAUUUCAUGAAGCCCGACGAAAGAGUGCCUCCUUGUUCAUGUCUGCUGAGGAGGACGUGAGUCUUGGGGGCGUGAGCGAUGGACUAGGAGGGGUAACAAGGACUCAGGUGUCACAGCAACAGCUUAACACACAGGCUGAAAGUUCAUCAACACGACUACGCCCCUCCAAGUCCAUUGAUGAAGGCAUGUUCUCUGGGGACACCUUCAUCCAUCACACCCGGAGUAUGCCUCCAGCCUUUGGACUACCCGAGUACUCCUCAUCUGCCCUGGACUAUCAGCCCAAGUCUGUUCCUGCUGAUUUGUACACAUCAGCAGGCAGACAGCCAGCGCCUUCCUCCAACACCACCUUCAUUCACCCUCUAACCGGGAAGGCGCUUGAUCCCACAUCACCACUAGGCCUCGCCCUGGCUGCCAGAGAACGUGCUCUGCGGGAUGACACUAGGUUGAGGAGGGGAACAGAGCACCACUUUGCCCGGCAGAUGUCAAGCGUGGUGUUUCCGUCAUCUACUGUCACCUCUCAGCCAGUGUCAUCCGCUGUGCAGUCCUCAAGCUCUUAUCUGGUCACAUCUUCUUCUUUGGCAGCAACCACGUCCUCUGUUGGUCGUCCACCCUCACCCAGAAUCCUCAGAGGAGUUGGGGGUGUGUGGGGAGAGGAAGGUGGUGGAGGGGAGAGGGAGCGGGAAGGAGGAGGGGCUCGUGAGGGGCUUAGAGUUCGAUUCUCUGAGGACAAAACUGUCCACACGCACCACUAUCAGUCUCAGCCAUAUCAGCCAUCUUACAAGGAGAGGGAGCGGGAGAGGUCAAGGGAACGGGAAAGAGAGCUGUCAAGAGAAAGGGAGAGGGACAAAGAGAGAGAAAGUUACAUUAGGAGGGCAGAGCAGGCUGCUGCUCAUGCGGCAGCUGCUGAUAGCACCGCUCAGCAACUGUCUCAACAGCCUCGGAGGCCCUCUUUUCUCAGGAUGGAAAGUCAAGCUGAUUCCUAUAUACUCUCCCUCACGCCUCCCUCUCCUCCUCAGACCAGUACUCAGCACCCAGGGAGCACUACUGGAACCACUGGAUCAGGCUUGAUGGUUCUUCCUCCCCCCGCCCCUUCAGUUGAUGCAGAUGAUGAAUUUGUCUACGCAGACCCCCUCCCACCGCCGUUAGAGUUUGCUAACAGCUUUGACAGGGGAAUAUCAAGAUACUCACAACACGUCAUGCUCUCAAACAGCUUGGCUCCUCGCCAACAGCAGGUACCACCCCCUCCACCGCCUCCUCCCCCUCCUCCCCCCCCACCACCACCCCCUCCGCCCCCUCAGAAAGAACAGUUUGUAAGCGGGUUUCCUGCUCAUACACCUCUGCCCUCACCUCAGGCAGGAGACUCCACUGCUUCCAGCCUGACAUCUUACGACAGUGAGGUGGCAAACCUGACUCAGUCUGCUCCUUCCCCUUCACAGACGUCACCCAAUCCCCAACCCCCUCCCUCACCAUCUACUUUGCAACCAAACAUGGGCCCUCCACCUCCUCCUGCUGUCUCACCACCACCACCUCCUGGAUCCUAUCACAGACCUUUCUCUAUGUCUCAUCAACUUUACAACAGCACUCACAUUCCUGGGCGCUCUUCCCCCACGCCUCCUCCACACACAAUUGCGCCUCCCCCAGCCUACCGUGGUCCUUCAGCUCCUUCCUCCACCUCUGCCACCUCUGUGUCUCACAGGGGCACUGCCUCCCAUGCCACGACCGCUAGCUGUGCUGCUACAACCACCGCUGCUGCCACCUCAACUAGCACCUCCACUCAGCUCUAUCAGGAACGAACACACACUGCACAUACUACAUCCUCCACUAUCAUCACAGGCGGUCGUAGGACAGGUGAACACCAACGUCCUGCCCCCACUACCAAAAAAGGAGAGUCCCAGGAAACAGUGGUGGACUCUGGGAUUGAAGAACUGGAUAGCCGAAGCAGCAGUGACCAUCAUCUGGACAGCAUCCUGGCUCUAAGCAGUGUUGGUGUCAGGGGAGACAGCAGCACUGCUGGAGUCCGGGGAUUAGGAGUUGGUGCUGGAGGACGAAUGGGGGGAGGAGGAGGGGGAGCAGGGGAAACAGAAAGAGGGGGGGAUUUUCUCGACUCUUACAUGAGCUACCUUGAUGGACAAACUUUUGAGAUGCAGAAUGCGACAGUGGCAGCCUCCACCUAUCCAAAAACCAGCAGGUUCAGAGAAGGUGGUCGUGCUGGGGAUUUACACAGACAAACCAGCACUGCUCCUGCAUCCUUUCACUCACACAGGCGAAGAGAUGAGCAAGAUGAGGACGAGAUCGAGGAGGGAGUGGCAGAGGACGAAAGUGGCCAGGAUGGAUACGGUCUGAGAGAUAUGCAAAAUUUGGGACGUCCCACUUCACCGUAUUUUGACCGGCCACGCACUCCAGAGAUAAAGCCUCUCUGGGGAGAGGGCCAGAUGAGUGGUGAUGGUGGCAGCCAGUCAGGGGCACUCUUAGAGGGGAAGAAGAUUUACCCUCCUGCAUCCAGUAUGAAGCCAAGCAUCAUUAAUGAGCUGAGCAGCAAACUGCAGCAAAGAAGCAAGGACAGCUGGAGCAGCCAGAGACCACUGAGCAGACACAGAAGCAGAAACAGAUUUUCAGAAGACUCGGCCUCAGCUCUUAGCCCCCCCUCAGUUCGAUCCCAAUCACCAUCUCCAAUCUCAUUAUCUCAGCCAGCGCUAUCGCCAUCCCCCACACCUGUCUCCCAGUACCCAAACUGGGGACGAUCCCCAUCGCCACAGCCUCCAGCAGCCUCUCAGCCUCCACGUUCACAUUCUCCGCUGUCCCCAACAUCUUAUUCCCCUUACCCCACGUCCCCUAAGCACAGACCUGUCUACCGGACCAAAGCCUUGGAAUUCCAGUUUAUCCCCAGUCGUGAGUCCCGUAAAGCAGAAUCACACAUACUCAAUCGCAGGCGAGCUCCCAGCCCCCUCAUCUCCCCAUCGGAGAGGCCCAAGAUGGGCCCACCACGUCCAUCAUCCCUCCCGCUUCUGCCUACCACACCUCUAUACAGUGCCAUCUAUGACCUCCGCGGUUCAAUCACCCCACCGUCACCUGGGAACCCCCUAGGAGAUCCUUACUUCUCACCCUCGCCUCCUUUAUUUGCCCCCUCUGGUGCACCUCCACCUCCAAAUUCCACCUUAGUUGUCUCUCGUUCUCUUUCUCCAACUCAUUUCCUGUCUGGGACAUCUUCUCCACCUCUGCACCCUCUCCCUCCGCCUACUUGCCUGAGUUACCCCCAUUUACCACCGCCCUCCCCAACAAAGCCUUUUGCUUCCAAGCCGCUGCCCUACUGGACCAAGUAUGAUGUUGCAGACUGGCUGGGUUACCUGAACCUGGGAGAGCACAGAGAACGCUUCCUGGACAAUGAGAUUGAUGGCACCCACUUACCCUCUUUGACCAAGGAAGACUAUCUGGAUUUGGGUGUGACACGAGUAGGCCACCGUAUGAAUAUAGAGCGAGCCCUAAGGAGUGUAAUGGACAGGCUGUCCAGCAGCCCUUUUCCCAUUUCGGUUCUCUCACCUCGGGAUGGACAGACUGAGAGGAGGAGGGAUGAUGGGAGUCGAAGCUGAGGUUGCUUAUGCGGACAAAAAGUGAGGCACACAAGAAGAAGAAGGAGGGGUUGAAGUCAAUGAGGGAGGAAGGCUGCAACUGCUGUAAUUCACGGUGGAUUCACACAACAAAUGAGAGGCGAACACAUUUCACACAGAGCGCAACACAAAGAGGGAGUCAAGCCACGAAGAGAAAGAUGGAAACACAGGAAUGGAAGAAUGGCUGACAAUCCAUGAAGACACCAGCUGGCAGGUCCCCCAGUUGUGGCAGGCUGAUUUACAAAAGUACACUCCCCACAUGCAUGCAUGCUCACACUAUUCAACACCAAUAACAAAAUCUCCUUUUCAUCCAAAAAAAAAGGGUAUGAAGACUCUACGGCUGCAGCAGAGAUGUGGAGUGAAGAAAAGUGAUGAAGCUGAAGCAAAACUCAAAGAACAAUUACAAGCCAAUUCGUUUUGGUUAAAUCUGAGUAUUAGAAUAUCAGAUGUUUUUAGGUCAUCUUGUUAAAUGGUCCCUUAUUUAUAAGGUUUAAGAGUGGAAAGAAUAAUAAUUAGAGUGCAAUCAGCAACAACCCCUUCCAGUGAGAGGAUGCUAGUUUUAAAACAUGCCUGAAUAUCAUAGAGCAGGAGAAUCUGAGGGUGAAUGGGGAUGAAUGUGUCCAGGAGCGAGGCUCUAUUUGUCUACAUGGAUGAACGUAGGACAAAGCCGUAUAUCUUGACAGCUUCCACGUCUUUUUUAGAGGUGACGAGGGAGCUGACGGAUGACUUGUGUCCUUGGUUCCAGCCAAAGAGGCUUGCAGUGUGUUUGGAUUUGAUUGGUCACGUCUUGUUUUUACCUCAUCACUGGUAGGGCUCGGUCCUCACUGGCAGAUCCUGUGAUCAGGAUCACGUGUGUUUCUCUAUAGCUCUUUAUCAUCUUACAUUUUAUAACGACAUAUACAGACUGGUCACUGUAUCACAAAUUUGUAGCAAAUGUAAGUGCCCAGACCAACAACAUACACACACACACACACACACACACACACACACACACCUGUUACUAUUAUUCAUGCCUGCAUGCAAACACCAACAUGUGGACACACGAACACAAGCACUUUCCAGUAUAUGUGUCAGAGUUUAUGGGACAUCUAUAUAUA
Melanotaenia boesemani (Boeseman's rainbowfish) is the source of this 8910-nucleotide messenger RNA. It is a transcript of the gene shank1, whose product is annotated as SH3 and multiple ankyrin repeat domains 1. The transcript has 28 exons. Gene Ontology annotation, cellular component: postsynaptic membrane; dendritic spine; postsynaptic density. The coding region runs from base 395 to 7795 and encodes 2466 amino acids. The record is from RefSeq and is a predicted model, not a curated record. Lineage: Eukaryota; Metazoa; Chordata; Actinopteri; Atheriniformes; Melanotaeniidae. Gene Ontology annotation, molecular function: synaptic receptor adaptor activity; ionotropic glutamate receptor binding.